This is a messenger RNA of Papaver somniferum (opium poppy), 2187 nucleotides long. RefSeq lists its product as uncharacterized. The record is from RefSeq and is a predicted model, not a curated record. Bases 1 to 2187 code for a protein of 728 amino acids. Lineage: Eukaryota; Viridiplantae; Streptophyta; Magnoliopsida; Ranunculales; Papaveraceae. The transcript is spliced from 5 exons.
AUGACUGGUUCCCGUGAUAGCGCUCCUGAAGAUGAUGUUUCCAGAGAGGAAACUUACAGGGAGGAUGUUUCUACAAACGCGUCUUCCAGAGAUGAUGAUUCUUCCAGAAAUGGCUCCUCAUUCCGGAUGCUCAUAAAUCCCAGGAGUACUACUCAGAACAAGUUAGUAUCUCCUCAAGCGAUAAUUAGAUUUUAUUUGAAUGGGAAACACUAUUUGGGUUCACAUGUGGAACUUAAGCUUUCUCGAAAGCCUAUGGCGCAUUUCUCUGGGUGGGCAAGGCAUAUGUUGGGUCAUAGCCGUGUAAGGACCAUGCUGGAUCAUGCACAAGUGACACGAUCUAUUCAAGCUGCUGGGGAUUUAGUCAUUCAUCAUGAUAUACCAGGUCUAACUUAUUUCACUUAUACUGCUGCAGCUGGGAUAAUUAAUCUUCAACCGCAAUUAAUCGUGAUAAUCUUAGAUAAGGGUAAUAUGUCGUCUAGUAUUGACAAGAGGUGGAUGGAUUUUAAUCGUAAGUCUGAAGAGUAUAUACAAGGAGUAAGGUCAUUUAUAGAGUUUGUCAAGAAUAAUGGUGGUCAGAGUACUAUGUUUUCAUGUCCUUGUAAACGUUGUAACAACGGUAAAGGAUCACUAACACUUGGUGAGAUUUCGUACCAUUUGUUCAAACAUGGGAUUGUAUCAUCAUAUAAAAUGUGGUGUUUUCAUGGUGAAAGUUCUGUGGUUGAAGCGCAGCAAGCACAUAGGGGUAAUAAUUUAAUAGAAGGUGUAGAUGCCAACGUAGGAGAUGCAGCUGAAAAUUUUGAACAUGUAGUUGAUCCUUCAGCGGACCCUGUUGUCGGCCCUUCAGUUAAUGCUGCAACAGAAGGUACAAAUCAGAAUGUUGGAGAAGGUGUAGAUGUGAAUGUUGGAGAUAGAGUUGAUGAGAAUGUUGGAACUAGCAGGAGUAAGAGAAGACAAUUUCUACAUGAGCGUGCAAGAAAACCUUUGUACAAUCUAUGUCCUGAAGGAAAAACAUCCCUUUACGUUGCUAUGAUGUUGACUAACAUAAAGACCCAAUAUGGAAUCUCAGACAACGGUGCUACUGCAGUCUUGGAAUUGAUGAAAGAGUUGCUCCCUGGAGGAAAUACUUUGCCAUGUAAGUUUGCUGAAGUUAAAAAGAUGAUUCAAGAACUAAGGAUGGAUUACAUAACAUAUGAUGCGUGUGUAAAUGAUUGUGUCUUGUAUUGGAAGGAUAAAAGUCUAUUGUUGAAGUGUCCUGUUUGUGAAGAACCUAGAUAUAUAAUUUUUUUCAAUGAUGAGAGGAAACUGACCAAAGUUGCGCAAAAGACUUUAAGGCCUUUUCCAAUUGUUGAAAAGCUGAGAAGGUUUUACAGUAUUCCAUGGAUAACAGAGGCAAUGUAUUGGCAUUCUAAAGCGCAGUCAAGAUGCGACAUCCAGUUGAUUCUGCAGCUUGGCGGUGUGCGGAUAAAUUUUCUUCAGAGUUCGUUAAGGAGCCACGGAAUUUAUUGGCUGGUAAUUCUCCAUCCUUACAACCUUUCUCCUUCUUACUGUAUGUUGCGGGAAUUCUCAAUGUUGGCACUGUUGAUAUCUGGCCAAAGAGCACCGGGUAAAGAUAUUGAUGUGUAUUUAGAGCUACUGAUAUAUGAACUGAAACUUUUAUGGAAUGAAGGUGUAAAAACAUACGACUCCUCCACUAAGACUGAAUUUCUGAUGAAAGCGCGGUUGUUAUGGUCUAUCCAUGAUUUUCCAGCUUUGGGUACUUUAUCUGGAUGCGUGAAUCAUGGGUAUUAUGCGUGUCCGACUUGUGGAGACAAUACAAUGGUUGAUUGGCUGUCGUUCAGUAAGAAGAUCUGUUACAUGGGACACCGUAGAUGGCUGCCAGCAAAACACAAGUAUAGAGAUGAUAGAUUGAAUUUCGCUGGUGGGGUAGAACGCGGUGCAGCUCCAUGGCCACUGACAGGGUUGCAGGUUCAAGAGAUGGUACAUAAUCUGAAAUACAAACGAGGGAAAGUAAAACAACUAGCAAAUAAGCGUAAAAGAGGAUCUGAACAUGGUGCUGAUGAAGAAGAAGAGGUAUCUGAUCACCAGUUGUUUUCAAGAAGAUCAAUCCUAAAUGAUUUACCGAAUUGGGGUUCAAAAUCUAUUCGGCAUUGCACAGAUGUUAUGCACACGAAGAAGAAUAUAACAUAA